UGGUCUAACCUCUGCUUUUUCCUCACUUUCCUUUUUUUUAUAAAUAUUUUUCCCUUCAAUUUACCCAAAUACUGGAAAAGAAGAUUGAUAAGGAGAAGAAGAUGAAAUCAGAAUAAUAAAAGGGAAAUUAAGACUCGAAAAGGCAUAAUCAGUGAAGGCCAAGUUUUCAAGCAACUAGAGACACUAAAUAAAACAAAGAAAACCCAAUUUGACUGUUUUACAGGUUUGAUCUUUCAUUCAGGAAAUCAGAUUCCCAUUGAGUUUUAGAUCUAUUUAGCUUCUGGCAGUUCUUGUUUUGUAUAUAUGGGUGGUUGUCUAGGAUGCUGUAAGAAGCCCAUUUUCAAGCCCUUUUUUAAUGAGUCGUCAAAAGGGUUAAAAUCUCAAGGACAUACAGUGAGUAAACCCAGUAUCUCCGAAGGUUUCUGGACCACUAGCUGUGAUAUGGACAACAGUGCUGUGCAGUCACAGGGAAGCAUCUCCUCAAUCAGCGCAAGCAACCAGACACUUGAUCCAAAUGGAAGCGCUGCAAGUGCUAAUGGGCCAUCCGAAUUUGUAAAUCAUGGCCUUCUUCUUUGGAAUCAGACUAGGCGGCGCUGGGUAGGAAACAAGAACUCUGAAAAUCGGCCUGGACAGGUUCGAGAACCAAAGCUAAAUACUCAUUGUCUGUGCAUGGUUAAACAAUUCUGGGUUUGCAGUUGGAAUGCAACUUAUGAAAGUUUACUGGGAAGCAACAAGCCGUUCCCUCAUCCUAUUCCUCUUUCUGAAAUGAUAGAUUUUCUAGUGGAAGCGUGGGAGCAGGAAGGAUUGUAUGACUGAGCAACGGUAUAGCAACUGGCAUUUGGAAGGUGUUUAGAUAUUAAUGUCAAUCAUACUUGUUACAUUUUAAUUGGUUCCACAGCAUUAGACCCUUGAUUGUAUGAUUGCCAACUGUAGCAAUUUCAGGGUCUUGCUUCUAUUUUCUAAUUUCCCCCUCAAAUCAAUUGACCUUUUGGACGUGCCAUUGU
Molecule: messenger RNA, 1004 nt
Organism: Hibiscus syriacus
Lineage: Eukaryota; Viridiplantae; Streptophyta; Magnoliopsida; Malvales; Malvaceae
Exons: 6
Coding region: 304-816 (170 amino acids)
Source: RefSeq, a predicted model, not a curated record